Molecule: messenger RNA, 1115 nt
Organism: Meloidogyne enterolobii
Lineage: Eukaryota; Metazoa; Nematoda; Chromadorea; Rhabditida; Meloidogynidae
Source: the annotation of a GenBank genome assembly
AUUGUUUUGUUGUUUGUUUGUGAUUGUUUUUAUAAUACAAUUUUGUUUGUCUCUGGUAUCAGACAAAAUCUCUUCAUUUCUCUUAACAAUUACACACUAUCUCUCUCAAACAUUUCGAAUAACUAAAAUUAAUAAUCCAUUCAUUUUUUAAAAAUUAUUUUAAGGUUGGCUCUGUCAUGAACAAACUCCAACUACUUCUCCUUCACCAAUACCUCCAUUAGCUUCACUUCUACAAUUAAGACCAUUACCUACUGCCAAUUCUGUCGAUGCUUCUUUAGCUUUCCCCAAUUCACUGUAAAAGUUUUUUCUGUUUUUAAAUUUUAAUUAAAAAUUUUGUGGACAGAGAAUGUGAUUUUGAACAGGGAGAUAUGUGUCCACAUUGGAUGCAUAAUAGUUAUAGUGAUUCUGUAACAGACGAUUCUGGGGAUGAGGCUGUAGAUGAGACAAAUAACCAACAACGCUUUCGUCUUGGCCUCGUCCCACGCGGCAUUUUGCCUUUACCAUUUCCCAUAGACGGCCGAUUCCGUGGAAAAUAUUCUGCUGUUGCAGUUCUCGAUUUGCGAGCUCAGGAAGAACAAUUUGCCAUUUUAACUUCACGUCCAAUUGAUUGUGUGGAUGGAGGGCGUGUUUCGAUUAGCUAUUUUGCCUCUCCUGGUGCUCAAUUAAGUAUUUGUGCCAAUGAACAAUGUGUUUAUCCAAAAAGAAAACGUUUUGGAAGUCAAUCAACUUCUGAAAUGUCGGUUGCUCUAAAUUCUGCUCGACCUUUCAGAAUUAGAAUUGUUGCAGAACGUAAUCGUUCUUUCCCAAUUAAUUUAAUAAAUGGAUUUUAUGAACCUUUUGUUUUAAUUAAAAGAAUUGGUUUGACAAAAAUAAUUUUUAAUUAUUUUUAUUUUAAAGCAAUACAAAACAAAGGUUUUUGUCGUUUAAAAUCUUCAGAGGAAAUUACUUGUAAUUUACUUAAAUGUUUAUUUAAUGAAGAAGGAAUUUGUCGUUAUAAAUCUUUGUUCCUUGCUGCCGGAGAUGUUCCUUUUGUACAUAAAAAAGGAGAAGGCAAAUUAACUAUAUUUAAUUUUUUAAAAGGAGAAUUUACAUUUUGUGGAUAUUUUUUAAAUUAA